This is a messenger RNA of Protopolystoma xenopodis, 552 nucleotides long. The record is from the annotation of a GenBank genome assembly. NCBI's taxonomy places the organism in Eukaryota, Metazoa, Platyhelminthes, Monogenea, Polystomatidea, Polystomatidae.
AUGGUGAUAGGCCCCAUACGGGUGUUCGGAAACCUGACUCGGAACCCGAGCAUCCGUGAAUGGUUGAUCCGAUCCGGUGGUCAAUUCUUGUUAGGCCUUGACUCAAGCCACUUGGAACAAUGUCUGAAGACGGACGCCAUUGAUGUGACCUCUGGUGGCGUCAAGGCAAUGAGCGAGGAUGAAAAAGGAGGAGACGAAAGCGUGAAAAUCAUAAGGAAGGAAGAGGCACAAAGUCAUCCUACUGCCGCUGAAGACGACGAUCCCGCCUGCUGGAGGGAGAGGUCGAGAGACGGUUUAGAGUUGCACAGACGAGCAAGUGACGGAAUUACAUGCGAUUGGCGUAAAGGAGCCGCAAAACAUGUUGCCGGAAUUGAGGCUACCUGUUCGCCAAGAUCCAGUCAGCCCAGCUUGGUCUUUUUGGCCUGCAUGCUUGACCAGUUGGAUUCACCGCGGCCGGAUCUCAUCUAUUGCACUUUGGGUGUACUGAUAAACAUGAUGUCCGAUCCAUCCAGUCGGCCACUUCUCACCCAGCUCAACGGCAUGCCGAGGUAA